This is a messenger RNA of Penicillium verhagenii, 897 nucleotides long. RefSeq lists its product as uncharacterized. The transcript is spliced from 4 exons. The coding region runs from base 1 to 897 and encodes 298 amino acids. The record is from RefSeq and is a predicted model, not a curated record. Lineage: Eukaryota; Fungi; Ascomycota; Eurotiomycetes; Eurotiales; Aspergillaceae.
AUGAGAGCAAGAAACCAGAAUCACACAAAGCGCCGCACGGUAUGGGUCAGUCAAACGGACUCAGAGCCAUGCGCGAAUGUCUCUGAGAUUGCAUCUGCAAUGGAUCAAGCUAUUACGAAAAAGUUCGCGGGCAAAGAGCAGAUGGCAGCGCUUGAGACCGAGGGAUUUCACAUGAAGUCGAAAGCCUUGCAUGAAGAUCCAUGGAGCACAUUUGAGCCAAUUGCAGUUACCAUCUUAGAUCAUUCAUAUGUUUUGGCUCGAUACAAGGAAGACAAAGGCAGACUUGUCCAAGUUCGGAAAAUGGAGCUGCAAGCAUUCUCCGACCUUGGAUUGCAACGAACGCUAAAUCGCAUCUCUCACCCCAGUUUUCGGUCCUUGCUUGGAUGCUAUCACCAUGGUGAUUCGGUGUUUUUGGCCUGGGAGCAUGUAGAAGUUUCCGUCGUUCAGAUCCUGGCAUCGAAGCUCGUGAUGAGGGCGAGUGAAAUCAUUGCAAUUGUCAAGCCGAUACUCGAAGGAAUCCAAUACUUGGCUGAACGCGGGAGGGUGCUGGCCACCUUGACAAUGAAUACCAUCUUUCUCACUCAGUCUGGCAAAGUCAAGAUAGUGGGUGUCGAGGACAGCUGCGAGAUAACCGCUUCGGAAAUGGAUGCUGCGACAUUGAAGCUGUACGCUUUAGCGGAUAUUGUCAUCAAGCUUAUGGGAAAAUGCCAUUCGACGCAUGAGUGGCCUGUCGAGAUUGGAAUUCUGCCUGAUCGGCUUAAAUCACGCUCCUUGAGAGAGAUUUUGCAGACAACCCUCUUUCAGCAAACGCCAUGUCCAGAAGAGUUGAUCUUGCUUGUCAACUUAACGAACAAGAUCGCGUUUCAUCGAGUCGAAUCUCAUCCUCAUCGUGUAUGA